Molecule: messenger RNA, 582 nt
Organism: Oncorhynchus kisutch (coho salmon)
Lineage: Eukaryota; Metazoa; Chordata; Actinopteri; Salmoniformes; Salmonidae
Exons: 1
Source: RefSeq, a predicted model, not a curated record
UCCGCCUCCUCUUUCUCCUCCUCCGCCUCAUCUUUCUCCUCCUCCGCCUCAUCUUUCUCCUCCUCCGCCUCCUCUUUCUCCUCCUCCGCCUCAUCUUUCUCCUCCUCCGCCUCCCCCUUCUCCUCUUCCGCCUCCCCCUUCUCCGCAUCCUCUUUCUCCUCUUCUGCCUCCUCUUUCUCCUCCUCCGCCUCCUCUUUCUCCUCCUCCGCCUCCUCCCUCUCCUCCUCCGCCUCCUCUUUCUCUGCCUCCUCCUUCUCCUCCGUAUCCUCUUUCUCCUCUUCCGCCUCCUCUUUCUCCUUCUCCGCCUCCUCCGACUCCUUCUCCUCCUCCGCCUCUUCUUUCUCCUCUUCCGCCUCCUCUUUCUCCUCCUCCGCCUCCUCUUUCUCCUCCUCCGCCUCCUCUUUCUCCUCCUCCGCCUCCUCUUUCUCCUCCUCUGCCUCCUCUUUCUCCUCCUCCGCCUCAUCUUUCUCCUCCUCCCCCUCCUCUUUCUCCGCCGCCUCCUUCUCCUCCUCGUCCUCCUUCUCCUCCUCCGCCUCUUUCUCCUCCUCCACCGCCUCCUUCUCCUCCUCGUCGUCCUUCUCC